AUGUACCGAUCUUUCUCGGAACUAUCUCAACGGAACAAUACCUACGACUUUGUCUCGAAUCCCGCUUAUGAUAUUAUCUUAUCUUGCGUUCUUCAGACCAAAAUUGAAGAGAUUCUGAUAUGUGAAAAUGAUUGCAGGAAUUUGGAAGCUAAUCUAUUCACAGGACCACUUCCUUCAAGCCUAGGGAACUUAACAAGAUUAGGACGAUUGCUUCUCUCUGCAAACAACUUCACCGGUCCAAUCCCUGAGUCCUUUGGCAAUCUCAAGAACUUGACUGAUUUUCGGAUUGAUGGAAACUUUCUAUCUGGGAAGAUACCGGAUUUUAUUGGGAACUGGACUCGGCUCGUUAGGCUGUGA
This is a messenger RNA of Thlaspi arvense, 357 nucleotides long. Lineage: Eukaryota; Viridiplantae; Streptophyta; Magnoliopsida; Brassicales; Brassicaceae. The record is from the annotation of a GenBank genome assembly.